Molecule: messenger RNA, 2283 nt
Organism: Nerophis lumbriciformis (worm pipefish)
Lineage: Eukaryota; Metazoa; Chordata; Actinopteri; Syngnathiformes; Syngnathidae
Biological process (GO): regulation of transcription by RNA polymerase II
Cellular component (GO): nucleus
Molecular function (GO): DNA-binding transcription factor activity, RNA polymerase II-specific; RNA polymerase II cis-regulatory region sequence-specific DNA binding
Source: RefSeq, a predicted model, not a curated record
CGUGGAUGCGCACGGUGACAGCGGGCAGAGCAGUACCGAAACCGAACCGGAUUAAUGACACGUUAACAACUCGCUGUGAACCUUCCCGGUUGAGGUUGAUUUACGUACAAACGCACGAACGACCACACAGCAGUUUGGAGCAAAUGACACAAGAUGGUGAAGAUGAAAGUAGGCCACACCAGAUGCUAAGCUCAAGUGAAGACCACGUUGGAGCACUGGAAGACAUUAGUGGCAGCCUGACUUCCAAUGGAUGCUUAAAAAGUUCUCGUUAUCAACAACGAGAUGUGGCCCCCCGACUUUGGACCUCCACAUGUGCAACUGACUCUUCCUGGCUUUGGCAGCAUCUUUGACGAUGUACAGGACCACCUGGGACCGUUAGCUUCAGGUGGCGGCUCAGUGCACGGGAUGUGCCAAGCACCCAGAACCUCCUUGGCCUUGUCUUCUCUGGACCUUCUCAGCUGUAAGACCAGCAGGUCCAACACUGACAGAAGAGAGGGAAGUAUCCCCACCACCACACAUGUGAAACCUAAAGAGAGGUUUAUUUGCAGUUCCCAGCCUACACCUCCUGUAUCCUACAUGCUCACACCUCCACCAUCAUCCCUUUCCUCCUCCUCAUCAUUCUUUGUGACCUCCUCCAUCGACAAAAACUCUCACCAGCAACAACUCCAGGAGGAGUUCCGUACCAUAAAACCAGAGCCAACAGAGGACUUAUUCCACAUUAACACACAGCCGAAGGAUCUGUUCCACGUUGGCCUCCAGGGCCCAGCGGGAGACCAGCGGGACCAAUCGUGCCUUUGGACCGACUGCAGUACCGCCUGCAGCAGCCAGGAGGAGCUAGUGAGGCACAUUGAGAAGGCGCACAUAGACCAGCGCAAAGGGGAGGCGUUCGCCUGCUUCUGGGCAGACUGCGUGCGGCGCCGCAAGCCCUUCAACGCCCGCUACAAGCUGCUCAUCCACAUGAGGGUGCACUCUGGAGAGAAACCCAACAAGUGCAUGUUCGAGGGAUGCACCAAAGCGUUUUCCCGCCUGGAAAACCUGAAGAUCCACCUGCGGAGCCACACGGGGGAGAAACCAUACAUCUGUCAGCACCUCGGCUGCUUCAAGGCCUUCAGCAACUCCAGCGACCGCGCCAAGCACCAGCGAACGCACCUGGACACGAAGCCGUACACCUGCCAGAUCCCGGGCUGCACUAAGCGCUACACCGACCCCAGCUCACUGCGGAAACACGUCAAGAGUCACUCGGCCAAAGGCGUCCAGAAGCAAGAGUCCAAGAUUCACGUGCACCCGAUGGCAGGAUCGGACCUGCUGAGAGGAUCAUCAGCUCUUACGGUUAUAGACAACUUUGCAGGUGCGUACGCAAACGGGAGCAGCUUGGACCAAGAGCAACCCUCAGCGCAGAGCUGCCUUCACAACGUAGAGGGAGGCUUCCACGCCGCUGGCCCGCUAACAAACACAGCUUGUAUAAAGACAGGGAGCACACUGUUCAUGACAUCAGCCGACCCUCUGAAGUCCGGAGAUGACCCCCGACUGCCAGGCCUCCGCCAUCAUCAUCACCAUAAUCAAGCGUUUCAAUGCGGACUGUUUGGAGAGAGGAAGGCCUCUCAGCCAAUCGGUGACGGAGGCUUUGAUCCCGCUGCUUAUUUCCCACAAGCUUCUACAGCGCCCCCCGCAGUGUUCGACCUGCUACACGACCUCCACAACCCGUGCAGCUACGCUACGCCUCCUGGCCUUGACGACAACUUCCUGUUCCAGACGGGAGGCGUGGACCGCUGCCUCAAUCUCAUCGACGCCAUCUACUUGGACUCGUGAGCGUAACAUAAAAACGAAAGCCGCCACGUCGCCGCGGCCCGCGUUGCAGCCAUGGGCGCCUAAAUGCACAAGCUUACCGAGGCUGAAGACCAGGGGUCCCACCCAAUCAGGGGGUUUUGACGGCGGAAUGCAAUGAUUGGUGUUCACAGCUGUCAAUCGCAGACAGCUCUGCUCCGUGUCGCGAUUAUGUACUCUCUCUCAGCUGCUUUAUUUCUUUUCAUACUGCUCCAAGCGGCCUCUGUUACACUCAAUCAACCAAUCAAUGUUUAUUUAUAUAGCCCUAAAUCACAAGUGUCUCAAAGGGCUGCACAAGCCACAACGACAUCCUCGGUACAGAGCCCACAUAAGGGCAAGGAAAAACUCACCCAGUGGGACGUCGAUGUGAAUGACUAUGAGAAACCUUGGAGAGGACCGCAUAUGUGGGUAACCCCCCCACUCACACAGACGUACGUGAUGGAGAUGUAUUCAUAAGAC